Molecule: messenger RNA, 1816 nt
Organism: Carassius auratus (goldfish)
Lineage: Eukaryota; Metazoa; Chordata; Actinopteri; Cypriniformes; Cyprinidae
Product: interferon-induced protein with tetratricopeptide repeats 1-like
Exons: 2
Coding region: 196-1488 (430 amino acids)
Biological process (GO): defense response to virus
Cellular component (GO): cytosol
Molecular function (GO): protein binding
Source: RefSeq, a predicted model, not a curated record
CUAAGGCAGAAUAGAAAUGUCCAAGAGAAGAAUCCUGAGCUGACGUGUUUAAAGACUUUGUUCACUAUAGAUAAGCUGGUGGAUUUAUGAGCUUGAUCAUUAUAAAUACAGGAAGAAUCUCUAGGAGACUUCACAUAAAGAACAAAUCAGCACUGCUAAAAAAAAUUCUCAAACUGGACCACCACUGGAGUAAUAAUGGACCUGAAACAACACCUUGAGAAACUGGAGUGCCACUUCACUUGGGAUCUGGGCCACUAUCGAAAUGAGCUCCAGGGGUUGAGGAAGAACAUACAAAACAUGUUAGAGCAGGAAUGCACUUGGGUGGUUCACCAUUACAACCUGCUGGGCUACAUCCAACAGACUCUCGGCUUCAACACAGAGGCGCUGAUGUACCUGCACAAAGCAGAAAGUGUGAUGCAGGAGCAGGGAACAGAAGAAGCUGCAGUCCGGCUGCAGGUCAACAAAGCUAACCUGGCUUGGGUCUACUACCGCAUGGGAGACAUGAAUAAGAGCAAAGCAUACCUAGAAGAGGUGGAGAGGCUUCAGCGAAUGCAUCCUGCUCCACCUGGAUGUGCUCUACAUCCUGAAGUCAGUGGAGAAAAGGGCUGGACGCUGGUGAAGUUCAACAAAUCCAAGAAGCAUCAGGCAAUUUAUUAUUUUAAGAUUGCUUUGAAAGAAGAACCAGGAAGGAAGGAAUGGCACAAAGGUCUUGCCAAAGCCAUGAGCGAGGCAUUUACAAAUCAUAAAAGCCCUCCACAGCAUAGAAAUGAAAUUCUAAAGCAGCUGAAAACUGCACAUGAGAACGAACCAAACAAUUUGUACAUUCAUGCUUUUUAUUUAGAAAAAUACUCUGAAGUGCAAUCAGUAAGCACUGAGAGACCAAUGCAAGGUUUACUAGAGAAAGCUCUUAAAACUGGAGACCUGGAAUGUUUGGUUACUAUUCUCAGGUAUUAUAGAACCAUUUCUGUAGAUAAAGCUAUUGAAGCAGCAGAGAGAGCACGAGAAAAGUUCCCCACCUCAAAUAAAGUGUUGAAACACCUGGCAAAUUGCUACAAAAGGAAGGUUUACAAAGUAAAGAAAGACAGCAUGGAAAGGAGGAAGUUGGCUAAGAAAUCUGCUGAGAUGUUUGAGGAGGUUGUCAGACAUUAUCCUGACUCACUCAGAGAAAAGGUAGGCCUUGCAUCAAUGCACCACUGUGCAGACAACACUGAGAGAGCAGAUGAGAUUUACCAGCAGCUCCUGUCAGAGAAAGAUGAUUUCCCUCCCCACAGCCAACAGUAUAUUUACUAUAGUUAUGCCUGCCAUCUACACAACUGCAGACGGUCAGAAGAUUCAAUCAUCUUCCACAUGAAAGUGGCAGAAAUCCCAGCUAAUACAGAUGACAAACAGAAGAGCAUAAACGUUCUUCAAAAAACUGUGAUGAAUGGCACAUACCCUCACUGUGAGGAAAUUAUAAGUUUUCUGAAGAGAAUUCAUAUUUACUAUUAAAGUGUGCUUUAUUAUAACAACCAUAAAAAAUAAGUAGAGAAGAGUUUUCUCUGUUUAACCUGAUUCACAAACUAUAAUAAAGACAUGGUGCUCAGUAAAGAAAAAAAAACAAGAAUUCAAAAUUAUAUAACAUUAAUUUGUUUUGUGUUAAUGAGUGUUGGCCUUGUAAAAAAAAGUUUUUCUUAUUUUUCCUCUGCAUAGUGUAUUGUAUAGGUAUUGUGUGAUGACCUGAAGGUGAAGGACAUUGGGUCAUUUGAUAGUAUUUUAAAAGAAUGUUCAUGACAAAUAAAGUUUCCCAUUUCACCUUCAUUUACCCAUUUUGAGAACA